This is a messenger RNA of Bolinopsis microptera, 1204 nucleotides long. Its product is annotated as solute carrier organic anion transporter family member 4A1-like. The transcript has a single exon. Gene Ontology annotation, biological process: transmembrane transport; sodium-independent organic anion transport. The coding region runs from base 354 to 1133 and encodes 259 amino acids. Lineage: Eukaryota; Metazoa; Ctenophora; Tentaculata; Lobata; Bolinopsidae. The record is from RefSeq and is a predicted model, not a curated record. Gene Ontology annotation, cellular component: plasma membrane.
UCGCAUGGUGGUCCAACUCCUCUAAUUCCAGCCUCCAGGGAUUUAGAUUGCAUUUGUUUGAUGUCUUACUUCUUUGAGAUCAGAGAGUUUAAUUGAAUUCAUCUCGAACUCGAAGCUUCCAAGUUGAAUAAAUUUUUUUACAGUUCCGGAUGGAGCAAAACCUUUCAACCAUUUUCCGUUGAAAAGUGUUUUCGUUCAAUUUUGUCAUCGUCUACAUUGUUGAACAUAAUUAGGCAGUACCGUUUGUACAAAAAGGAUAACUAAAUCUUGUAUUUCUUUUUAUUGAGAAACUGCUAAAAACCUGACGAUUAAAAAAUUAAUUACCAUCAUAUAGCCAAAUAAGUACAGUAACCAUGAAGAAAGGGGAGUACAAUAAGGUUGAUGGCGAUGAAUCAGAGAAGAUCAAUGAAGAGGAUCGAAGGAUAUCUCAAAUGGGGUAUUUUGGCUGGCGACCCAGGUUUCUUGAGAGAUUCAACACCCCAGCAAUGUUCACAGCUCUAUUCUCCUUAAGCAACUUCUUCCUCAUGAUCCCUUAUGGUAUCCUGGUCCUGAUAAUCCCAACUCUGGAGACCGUCUUCAAUCUGAACUCUAAACAGACCGGACUGAUUUUGAUAGCUAACGACAUAUCUGGCAUGGUUGCUGCUGUGAUAAUGACUAAUUAUUGUGGUGCCAAGAAGAUCAGAUGGAUAGGACUGGGAAUGAUUGUGGUGGUUAUUGCGUUUAUGUUUCCGACUUCAACGACUCUCCUAGUUGAGUAUCCUCAGCCAAAGAACCUCACUUUUAUCGAUACUGACAGUCCAGAUAGAAUGAAAAUGAUGAGUAUUUGUGGAGAAGAUCCAGAUUCGGCGGAAAACGAUCAGGAGUCAGAAUAUGGUUACGCGAUGAGGAACCACAAAUACUUUCAGCUCUUCUUUUUUGGUUAUCUUCUUCAAGGGCUAGGUGCUACCCCUCCUCUCACAGCUGGUGUCACCUAUCUAGAUGAAAUUUACUCCCAGAAAAAGUUUGCCAGUUGCCCUGGCGUCUCUCACUGUGUUUUCGUUCAUCGGCUACCCAUUCGCAAUGGUGAUAGGAUCAGUAUUUUUGGGAUGGUACGUCACCUUAUCCAUGCCGGAGGGAAUGACGCAAGACAGUAAGGAGUUUGUGGGAGCUUGGUGGCUAGGUUUUUUCAUUCCUUCUGUAGCUGCCUUCUUCCUAAGUUUCCUUG